Messenger RNA from Sciurus carolinensis (gray squirrel), 552 nucleotides. Its product is annotated as vesicle-associated membrane protein 1-like. Lineage: Eukaryota; Metazoa; Chordata; Mammalia; Rodentia; Sciuridae. Bases 1 to 552 code for a protein of 183 amino acids. The transcript has 2 exons. Gene Ontology annotation, cellular component: SNARE complex; plasma membrane. Gene Ontology annotation, molecular function: SNAP receptor activity; syntaxin binding. The record is from RefSeq and is a predicted model, not a curated record. Gene Ontology annotation, biological process: vesicle fusion; SNARE complex assembly; vesicle-mediated transport.
AUGGUCAAUAGAUUUCCACCCCGCCCUAUUGCUGAGCUAGACAGGUCUGCUCCAGCUCAGCCACCCACUGAAGGGACAGAAGGGACCGCCCCGGGUGGGGGUCCCCCUGGUCCUCCUCCUAACAUGACCAGUAACAGACGACUACAGCAAACCCAGGCACAGGUGGAGGAGGUGGUGGACAUCAUGCGUGUGAAUGUGGACAAGGUCCUGGAGAGGGACCAGAAGCUAUCAGAGCUGGAUGACCGAGCUGAUGCCUUACAGGCGGGAGCAUCACAAUUUGAGAGCAGUGCUGCCAAACUAAAGAGGAAGUAUUGGUGGAAAAACUGCAAGAUGAUGAUCAUGCUGGGAGCUAUCUGUGCCAUCAUCGUGGUAGUUAUUGUAAGACGUGCCAGGGAGACUGUUUUUCCACCUUCAGUCCAUAUGGGUCAGGUAGCCAAUGAACCUCCUCCCCAUGAAUCAAAUGGGUUGGUAUUUAACAUAGCUCUGGCCAAUGGGAUUUUAUUUUCCUACACACAAGCAAGUCUUCAGACAUGGGAAAGUGACCCAAACUAA